AUGGACUACUCAACCGAACCAUGCUUUUUCCAAGCCGAUCACAUACCUGUAUCUUGUGAUGGUGAUCGAACUGAACUUAGUGCUCUACUGUUCGGAACAGCUCCACGGAGUGAAUUCCGAUCGAUGCUCGAAUACUUAUUAUAUCGAGCCGGCUAUUUUCAUUUGCAAUAUACAAAUUUAUGUCAAUACAAAAUCUGUAAAAAUCACUAUGAUUACCUGACAUCCCGUGAGCGUAACGACAGCUGCAGACUGUGCAAGACGGUUCGAGGAUGUCCGACAGCUGGCACAACUCAUCUUCGAACAGUGACUAAAUCAUUAGCUUUACAAGUAUGGAAAGAAGGACGUCCGAUGUAUACCUGGGCUGUAUACGCCAAGCCCGUAUGCAAUAAUUGCAGAAAAUAUGUUGAAAUAAUGAAUGACACAACUACCAUGCGUUCCACUAGUGAACAUUGGUUUGAUUGGAUAUACGACGAAAGCAUUGUAUACCUACCCAGUCCAUCUGAACCGGCGUCACAACAUAGCAAUUAUGAGCCACAGCUCGAAGAUUUGACGAACUCUCAGCAUCCAGACUAUUUUGAAUUACUCAAACGGUGUCUUGUUGAAACCGGAUUUACCGGUCGAGUACAAAAAAUCUCGUCUUUCACUAAACUUACUGAGCAUAGUCGACGUAACGUUCAAACUCAAACGCUGAAAAUUAUUCGACAUACACUGAAAAUUCUUCUCGCAAAUGAUGCUGAAGAAGUAUGGAAGGAUAUUAUCGACACCUAUCAAUCGAAUUCUUAUGAAGAUCAAAGUGAAAUGAAUAGUGCAAUGAUGUCACUUUCGAAAGCCUACUCGAAUACUGAUUAUUUCGGAACAAAACGCCAAAUUCUCGCAAUUGUUGCCGCUGAUUUUCCAGCAUCAACACUUAAAACAUUUUUUCCUGGUAUUACAGCUGACUUAAUCAAAGAAGCUCGAGCACAUGCUUAUAACAAAGGAAGAGGAGCACCUUUCCAAAACGAAACAAAGCCAUUAGAACGUUAUGAUGAGUCUAAAAUUCUUCAUUUUAUUGAAUUUGUUCUCUCACCAGCGAUUACGGUCGAUCUACCAUUCGGUAGUAAACAUUUAAAGCUUACAACCGGUGAAAAGCUCGAUGUUCCCAAUACUAUCAGAAACACCACACAUUCACGCAUCAUCCAGCAAUAUUACUCUUCCUGCGAAGAAUCAAUUGAUGGAAAUUUUAAACCCUUAGGUGAUACCACUCUA
Molecule: messenger RNA, 1245 nt
Organism: Adineta ricciae
Lineage: Eukaryota; Metazoa; Rotifera; Eurotatoria; Adinetida; Adinetidae
Source: the annotation of a GenBank genome assembly